AUUUCACUGUAGUUAUGUAAUAAAUGCAACUCUUAAUAACAGACAUCUAUUAUUUAUAUGAAAGAGUUUUACUUAUUCAUUCACAAAAAAGUAUUAUCAAGUGAUUCAGCCACAACAAAAAAUAAAUAAUGAUAUAACAUGUUGAUAUCAAAUCUCUUUUAAAAUUCAGUGGCUAAACUGCAGCACCUAAAAAGAAAAUUCAAUCUUCAUUCCAUACGAAACAGCAUUGCAGUUUAAUGUUCACUGACGACUAACCGGUGAACCAACCGACUUUUGUUGUUUAAGUUGCAUGAAAGAGAUCAAUAAACGUGCGAAAUUAGGAAAUUACAUGUGAUAGCAAAUACUUUGUAUUGAAUGACGCAAUCGCGCGUAAUUGAGGCUGUGCUUUCUUCCAAUAUUAAACUGUAUACAAUUGCCAAUGAGACUGCUGUGUCAGUGGUCUUGACAAUAAAUCAUUAAACUAAUAAUUGUCAAUUUCUACUCAUCAUCACUUUUUUAAACAAAUUACAGGAUAGAAAUAAAUAUAUAUAUAGGAUUCAAAUUUGAAAGGAUGUCUUUUGAAAAAUUGUCCAGAAUUAAUUCGAUUGAUGAUACUGAUAAAAUUCGCAAAGCAUCACAUGAUUCGUCACAAGCCGAUAGCCGACGUCCAUCCAUUUAUAAUCAGUCAAGACGACAAAGUCGGUUUAGUUUUGCUUCGCACAGAUCACUGACUGGUGUACAUGGUUCACUAAUUGGAAUGCUACGUGGUGGAGUUAACAAAAAUGUUAAAUUUGAGAAUACUUAUAGACUGCAACCUAAACCAAAUGAACGAGUUAAACAUAAACGAUUACAAGAUUUAAUUCAAACUACUUUGGAUCAUACUUUAAAAGAUGUUGUUUAUGAACCGUCACAAGCACGGGUAUUAUCAUUGAAUUUAGCAAAUAUGUUAAGAAAAAAUGUACGUGAGCUAAAUACACCAUCAAGGUAUAAAUUCAUUGUACAAGUUUAUAUUGGUUCACCGGAACGUAACAGCAUAUUUAUUGGUAGUCAAUCUUUAUGGAAUACUGAUGUGGGUGAUACAUAUGCAUCAGCUAUAUUUGCAAAUUCAAAAAUAUUUGCUGUUGGUAUUAUACAUGCUGUAUAUUAUGAAUGAUUGUUAUCAUGAACAAUAAAUAGAAAAUAAAAUACUACUACUAAUAAUAAUAAAAUGAUUGUCGAUUGUUAUUUA
Schistosoma turkestanicum is the source of this 1207-nucleotide messenger RNA. NCBI's taxonomy places the organism in Eukaryota, Metazoa, Platyhelminthes, Trematoda, Strigeidida, Schistosomatidae. The record is from the annotation of a GenBank genome assembly.